AUGCCCCGAACAAUUAUGUCUACAAAGAGGGAUAGGAAGAGAAAGACGUGGAGCUCCGAUCAGAUGACAAGGGCAGUUGAAGCUGUACGCACUAGGUCUGUGGGUUUUACAAAGGCAGUGAAAAGUUUUGGUGUGCCAAGAACUACUCUAAGAAGGCUCGUACAUAAUACUGAGUUGUCGCCAGAGCUAGUUGUGCAGAAGCCCUUAGGUAGAAGGCCUGUGUUGCCACCUUACCUAGAAGAAAAAUUAGUGGAAUAUAUAUUGCACAUGGAGCAAAUAUUUUAUGGCUUAACUCGAAUGGAUGUCAGAAAAAUAGCCUACCAGUUGACAGUUCAAAACAAUAUUCCCAAUCCUUUUAAAAAUGAUAUAGCAGGUCGAGCAUCGUUGGAUCAUUUUCUUAAAAGAUACAAACAUCAGUUGUCUCUCAGAAAACCUACGGGAACCUCUUAUGCACGAGUUCAAGGUUUUAAUCCAGCAGCAAUAAAUAAGUUUUUUGAUAUUUUGGAAGCCGAAUACAUAAAAUGCCAAUACCCCGCAGAUCGCAUCUACAAUGUAGAUCAAACAGGCAUCACCAUUGUACAAACAAAAAUACCAGCAGUAGUGGGUCGAAAGGACAAAAGGCAGAUCGGAGCUUUAACUGCUGCAGAACGCGGUUCGUUGAUAACCAUAGUUAGUGCAAUGAGCGCUGGAGGCACUUUCAUACCGCCAAUGAUGAUAUUCCCCAGGAAGAAUUUUUCAGAUGUUUUAAUGAAAGGAGCGCCCCUGGUGCACUUGGAAGGGUACAUCCUUCGGGAUGGAUUCAAACCAAUUUAUUUACUGAAUGGUUUGAGCAUUUUUUAG
Messenger RNA from Acanthoscelides obtectus, 840 nucleotides. NCBI's taxonomy places the organism in Eukaryota, Metazoa, Arthropoda, Insecta, Coleoptera, Chrysomelidae. The record is from the annotation of a GenBank genome assembly.